This is a messenger RNA of Elaeis guineensis (African oil palm), 3050 nucleotides long. The record is from RefSeq and is a predicted model, not a curated record. Lineage: Eukaryota; Viridiplantae; Streptophyta; Magnoliopsida; Arecales; Arecaceae.
CCACCUCGACAGCCACACCCCAAAGCGGCGAUCGCCGACUCCAUCCCCCAAAUCACCGCCAUCACGUCCCCCGCCCCACCCUCCCUCUCGCGGAAAACUCUCGAAACCGUUUCUUCCAUUCCCUGUUCAGUAACUGACACUUGCAGGGAGCCAUCGCUAACUCUCCCUCUCUAGAGAAAAACUGCAGCACAGCCCACCUUCUCUUCUCUCUCCUCCUCAUUAUAUUCUAUUCCCCUUAUCUUUUCUCUCCCUUCUCGUCCUUCUUCUCACCCUCCCCAGAUGGUCCUCCGAGCCCCAUUUGACCCCCAGCUCGAAAAUCCCACCAAACCCAUAAACAAUUCACCCAAAACCACUUCCCUCCCCUCUCCUUCUUCUUUCUUUCCUUCCCAUCUUAGCCCAUGUAUUUUCUUUUGAAGAUCUUGAGACCCCUCCAUUCUCUAUGGAUCUCGAGGGCGGCCUCUUCUCCAGUCCCUCCAAGAUAUUCUUGGAGGGCGGUGUUAACUUUGGCGUACCAGAGCCUUGGGGUGGUGUACGGUGACCUGAGCACGUCGCCGCUGUACGUGUACAAGAGCACUUUCGCGGAGGACAUCCAGCACUCGGAGACGAACGAGGAGAUCUACGGCGUGCUCUCCUUCGUCUUCUGGACUCUCACGCUCGUCCCUCUCCUCAAGUACGUCUUCAUCGUCCUCCGUGCCGACGACAACGGCGAGGGCGGCACCUUCGCGCUCUACUCCCUCCUCUGCCGCCACGCACAUGUCGGCUUCCUCCCCAACGGCCAGCUCGCCGACGAGGAGCUCUCGGCGUACAGGAAGGGGGACAGUGUUGGUGGCGGAGGUGGCCGACGGGCGGUCGGCGGCGCGCCGGCGUCGAGGGUGAGGGGGCUGCUGGAGAAGCACCAGGUGCUGCAGCGGUGCUUGCUGGUGCUGGCGCUCAUAGGAACGUGCAUGGUCAUCGGGGAUGGUGUCCUCACCCCUGCUAUUUCUGUUUUUUCGGCGGUGUCGGGGCUCGAGCUUUCAAUGUCCAGAGAGCGGCAUAAAUAUGUGGAAGUUCCUGUUGCAUGUCUUAUACUGGUUUGCUUGUUUGCUCUGCAACAUUACGGUACCCAUCGGGUGGGAUUCCUGUUUGCACCAAUUGUCACUGCUUGGCUUCUAUGUAUCAGCGCAAUUGGUGUUUAUAACAUUUUCCAUUGGAAUCCUCAUGUUUAUCAAGCACUUUCUCCAUACUACAUGUACAAGUUCUUGAAAAAGACUCAAAGAGGAGGUUGGAUGUCCUUGGGUGGAAUCCUAUUAUGCAUAACGGGUUCUGAAGCUAUGUUUGCCGAUCUAGGACAUUUUUCACAGUUAUCAAUAAAGAUUGCUUUUACUUUUGUGGUUUAUCCAUCAUUGAUCCUAGCAUAUAUGGGACAAGCUGCUUAUCUAUCUAGACAUCAUAUUAUUGAAAGUGACUACCGAAUUGGAUUCUAUGUGUCCGUACCAGAGCGGAUAAGGUGGCCAGUUUUCGCAAUAGCUAUACUUGCAGCUGUCGUGGGGAGCCAAGCCAUUAUCACUGGCACUUUUUCCAUCAUCAAACAGUGCUCUGCUUUGGGAUGCUUUCCUAGGGUAAAGAUAAUUCACACGUCAUCUAAAGUUCAUGGACAAAUAUACAUCCCAGAGAUCAACUGGAUCUUAAUGGUUUUGUGCUUGGCUGUAACUGUUGGUUUCAGAGACACGAAGCGCAUGGGUAAUGCAUCAGGGUUGGCAGUUAUAACUGUCAUGCUAGUCACCACCUGCUUGAUGUCCCUGGUGAUAGUCUUGUGUUGGCAUAAGAGCAUUUUUGUGGCUGUAUGUUUCAUUUUCUUCUUUGGCACCAUUGAAGCACUCUAUUUCUCGGCUUCUCUUAUUAAGUUCUUGGAAGGAGCUUGGGUACCCAUUGCACUCUCCUUCAUUUUCAUGAUUAUCAUGUAUGUCUGGCACUAUGGCACCCUCAAGAAAUAUGAGUUUGAUGUCCAAAAUAAGGUUUCCAUCAACUGGCUCCUUAGCCUGGGUCCUACUCUUGGAAUUGUCCGUGUGAAAGGGAUUGGCCUCAUACAUACUGAGCUUGUGUCAGGAAUACCAGCCAUCUUCUCCCAUUUCGUCACCAACCUCCCUGCAUUCCACCAGGUCCUCGUUUUCCUCUGCAUCAAGUCAGUCCAAGUUCCAUUCGUCCGGCCAGAGGAGCGGUUCCUUGUGAGCCGAGUCGGCCCCAAAGAAUAUAGGCUCUAUAGGUGCAUCGUCCGCUAUGGAUACCAUGAUGUCCGCAAGGACGACUUGGAGUUUGAGAAGGACCUAAUUUGGAGCAUAGCGGAAUUCAUAAGGUCAGGGGGUUCCAAGCCCAACAGCAUGGUGGCAGAGUCUGAAAAAGAUGAAGAGAGAAUGGCUGUUGUUGGUGCUGGAGUCCGGUUGUGGGAGGAUGAUGGGGAGCCGGUGGAUGCGACCAACCCCUCGGAUUCUAGAGAGAUACAGUCGCCUGUGGUUGGAACAAGGAAAAAGGUUAGGUUCGUGCUGCCUGAGAGCCCACAAAUGGAUGCCGGGGUGAGGGAGGAACUGCAAGAGUUGAUGGAGGCAAGGGAAGCAGGAAUGGCGUUCAUACUUGGGCAUUCUUACGUCAGGGCAAAGUGUGGCUCAAGUUGGGUCAAGAGGCUGGCGAUCGAUGUGGUAUAUGAUUUUUUGAGGAGGAAUAGUAGGGGUCCGGGAUAUGCAGUCAGCAUCCCACAUGCAUCCACUCUGGAGGUCGGGAUGAUCUGCCAUGUCUGAGUUUUGUUAUGAUACAGUUUGUGUAUCUUUGUUCAUGAUUUAAAGUAUUAUAUAGUUUAGCCUCUCUUAUGAUCUUGCUAUACUUUUAAAUAGCGUUCAAUGGUUCUUGGGUGAGCCACGUUCUCACCGGUGAUGGAGGGGUAAAAGCAUAGAAACAAUUUUUUUAAGUUGUCAUGAAUUUUUGUGGUAUAGGGAAUAUAAUCAAUCAGAUUAAACUACCUGGGAAACUGUUUCUAUUGAAAGAGAUGGGCAAUAUAAGAGGACUGGUUGUGCGUGCGG